Molecule: messenger RNA, 2926 nt
Organism: Anopheles darlingi
Lineage: Eukaryota; Metazoa; Arthropoda; Insecta; Diptera; Culicidae
Product: dual specificity protein phosphatase 3
Exons: 5
Coding region: 743-1384 (213 amino acids)
Biological process (GO): negative regulation of MAPK cascade; protein dephosphorylation
Cellular component (GO): cytoplasm
Molecular function (GO): protein tyrosine/serine/threonine phosphatase activity; MAP kinase phosphatase activity
Source: RefSeq, a predicted model, not a curated record
AGGUGAUCGGGCAACGGUUUGCUCGGUUUGGCAUUCAGUUGAGUUCGAACCGCGGCUCGGAUCGGUUGCCAGCAGCAGCGUGCGGAACCCUUUUCCCGCGGACACCAACACUUUUUCGAGCUUUGCCCAGUUUUUCGUUUUUCGCUUUUCCAUCGCUUGACGUUUUUAUCCGGGUUAUCCGGGAGUGCCAGAGAGAGAGAGAGAGAGAGAGAUAAUAUUGUUAGAGCGUGUGUGUAUGCCGUACAACGAGUCCGAGGCGAUUGUUUGUUCUUAGCCGGGUAAAAUACUCUCGAGUAUUCCCUCGCGGGAAGGUGUGAGAAUUCGCUCGAAUGUUUGUUUACUCUGAUUGCGUCACGUAGAACAUUGUCCCGGAACCGGAUAAACACGCGAAACCUUUUUGGAAAGGCAAAGGCAAUUGUCCACCAUUUUCGGUGAAGCAAAAACGUCAAAUUUUACCACAACACAAUAUUUUAGUGCCGUUGGAUUUUAGUUGGAAAGUCGAAUAGGAAAUCGAAUCGAAAUAGCAAUCGAGCUAGUGGAGUGAGUGAGUGAGAGUGAGUUUGUGUUCCAAAAUAGAAUUCCGGUUCCCGUCCGCCGAGAACGAUCGGUCGUGGUGGCAAUUUGGAAAGGAAACUAUACCGGGAAAGGGGCUUUUAGCAGCUGCAGCGGCUCGUCAGCGGCAAUUGGUGCUGCCUAGGGGGCAUCGAUUAAACAAAAACCCCAACCACACUACGCCACCACGAUGUCCUGGAGAUACGCGUAUCUGACUCACUAUCGGAAUAACGAUAAAAUGGCCGACCAGACGACGGGCCGGCAGCUGCAGCGAAUCCUUCACUACUCGGUCACCCCGUGCCGGCCGAUGCUCGGCCUACGCCGCUCCGAAUGUGCAUUAUACGACGUUGACUGUGAUGAAGUCUACCCAAGGCUGUACAUUGGUGAUGCAAACUCAGCUAGAAACAAACAGUAUUUGCGACUGAUCGGUAUCACGCACGUGCUCAACACGGCGGAAGGAACACGCUUCGGUCAGGUCGAUACGGGCCACAGCUACUACCGUGACAUGUCGGGGAUCAGGUGCACUUUCAGGUACAUGGGCUUCCCGAUGAUCGAUCAGCCCUCGACGGACAUCAGCCGGUACUUCUACAUCGCGUCCAAGUUCAUCGAGAAUGGCAUCAACAGUGGUGGCAAAGUGUUGGUACACUGCAUGAUGGGUAUGUCCCGGUCGGCCACGUGCGUCCUGGCGUACUUGAUGAUUGCGCGUAAGAUGACGGCCGCCGAAGCGGUACGGACCGUGCGGAUGCACCGUGACAUACGCCCGAACGAGGGCUUCCUACAGCAGCUGGCCGAUCUGGACAACGAGCUGAAGCGAGACCGGCUGUACUAUUGACUCGAGUGUGGUCAACGGAUCAGGAAGAAAUAGAACCAAACGAUCGACCGACCGACAGGACAGUGCCGCUAAUUAUUUUAAUCCGUUAACGGAGUACUCAUGAGUUGUUGCUGGAGGUUUUGCUGGAGGAAAGCUCACUCGAAACAACAACCGAUCACGUUUCACAAUCACCAAUCUCAUGGAACACAGUGUAAAGUUUCACCAUCAGCUCCGCUAUCGCGUGGACUCACUUGGCACGAUCGCACACUGUUACCCAACAGGGCAGGAAGAAAGGAUAGUUCAGUUUCGGGAUAGCUUCUUAUGGACAAGGGCUUGCGCCCACAAAAGUAAGAAGCCUAUCUCACUGGUGGGGAUAAUGGUGAAACUGCUGUAUAAAUCCUUCUACAUCCCCCACAAAACGAUUCAUUCCGAUCGGUAGCAGAAGGAACCGAAUUGAUCGUUCUAACCUAACUUAUCUCGACGUUUGACGAUUUACACUAUUUAUUAUUGACAUUUCACCAGAGCGCAACAUUGUUUGUUUGAGUUGAGUGCACCCGGCGCACUCGGCUUCAUCUUUUGCAUGAUGAUUAGCAUCUUAAAGCAAAGUGGACUAAGAAAUUUAUUUAGAUUUUGCGUCUCGUUUCUGGUGCGCUAUCGAUGGUUGAAAGGCUUUAGAUUGUUAGGAGGACCCAGGAACAUUGAAACACAUCACAGCAACCACCCAGGUGGCAGGUCUUCUCAGCAAUAGCCGACCGAUUACCAUAUAUAGACAUAAUCAAAACCAAUCCAAAUGAUAAAAGCAAAAUCGAUCCAGGGGAAUGCAAACAUACCAGCACAGAUAGCGCGAGUAAACAUGGUAGAAACCGCCAUUUUGCUACGCAUUCUUACCUACACUUUGCUGUAAUAUAAGGCGAUAGCACAGGGGGAAACCAAUGGAACAGUGAUUUCACACAAGUGUACUGUUGCUAGUGUUAUGUUGUGGAGAAAAAGUUGCAAAAAACGUUAAGAAACAAUAAGCAAACACACAUACACACACACACACUCAUACAUCCUCAAACAAUGGAGCAACAGAUACGUCAGAUGUUGAUUGAAGUAUUUGACUAAUCAAAUAUGCAGUAAAAGAGCCAUGAGAGAAGGGGUUGCGGACAUUGCGUUUUUGAUAAUAACCAGAGUACUAGAGAGAGUAAUCUACAAAAUGCCAUAUUAGUGAGCCACCCUCCCCCCCCAUAACAGGUGGCCCAGCGAAUAGAACCGUCGAAAACCUGUUCACGUUGCCAAGGCAGAGCCUGCUGGGACGGUUUUUGGGGUUUUGACAGGUUUCGCCGAUCGUAAAGCGUACAAGUUGAGGUUAGGGUUGAGUGUGUGUAGGGAAAGGAUAAUCAUGAGCAAGGAACGUGCGUGCUUUAGCCGGAUCGACCGACCGACACCGAGUGUUCGCCGUUCGCCGGAUGUUACGUGAUGUUGGUGUAGCAGUAGUAGUGCUUUUUACAAACUAGUCGAUUGUUUAGGAAUGGUUUUAAAUCAUUGAAGGCAGCAGUAGUGGCGAGGGAAGGCGAAAUCGAA